CUUGGUCUGAAGAACCGGACUCAUUACGCACCCUCUCAUCUUCUCCAGUCUCUCGAGAUAUAUCAUCCGGUCCAAGACCUCCAAUCUUAGCAUCAAUCCACCGGAGCUGGAAUCCCCUUGUUCAGCGACAGCAAGUGCCCCUUUUUUAGUUCUGUUUAGUUCUUGGUUCACAACAUUCACCAUCGUCGCCUCCAUAUAUCAAGAACUUCAUACCCCGUCUUUCCCCAGUUUCCUCUUGUUUGGUCUUUACCCACAAACCGACACUCACUCAACAACCCCAUACGCGAGCGAACGACUUAUUCUCUGCGAGAUUCGACGUGCUUUGCCUGUAUCCUGCUUCGACCGGUCACUACCAGCGAGCAUACACACCAUCAUAUAAAACAACAAAAAAUAAACGCCAAAAAAGAUUUCCACAAUGGAUCGGAGAGAUCCCCAACAUUCGGCGUGGACCGAGUCUGAGGUGUCGACACGCAAGAACUCGGCAGAGUGGCAGACGUCCAGACCAAACUCACCCAAGCUGGCACCGCUAGACCUCGGAUUCGUCGACGAGAAGAAGGGCAAGGAGACGGAGAAGGACGGCUACAACACAUCCAUCACGCCCGUCGUGGAGAAGGGAACAACACCUCACGCCGCCGCCCACAGCCACCUUCGCGAUGUUCCCGGCCUCGGAAUGAUUGACAUCAACGACCCUAACCGCCCGAGGUUGGGCUGGAAGGCACGUAUCCACCACUUCACCUGGGCGUGGUACACCCUCACCAUGAGCACGGGAGGUCUCGCGCUCCUCAUCUUCGCACAACCGCAUCAGUUCCCCGGACUGAGGCAAAUCGGUACCGUCGUCUAUGUCAUCAACAUCAUCCUCUUCGUCCUCGUCUGCUCCGCCAUGUUGACAAGAUUCUUCCUCUACCCCGGAGACAUGAAGAAGUCCCUGACCCACGAGCGUGAGGGUUUCUUCUUCCCGACUUUCUUCCUGUCCAUCGCCACGCUCAUCACCAGCACGAACCGAUACGCCAUCCCCGAGAACGAUGAGACCCUCGUCUGGGCCAUCCAGGUCGCCUUCUGGGGUUACCUCAUCGUCACGCUCAUGUUGGCCAUUGGCCAGUACAGCUUCGUCUUUGCCAGGCACAACUUUGGCCUCCAGACCAUGAUGCCAACAUGGAUUCUUCCCAUCUUCCCCAUCAUGCUUACUGGUACCAUUGCCUCCGUCAUCGCCGACACCCAGCCCGAGAUCGCGGCAGUGCCCAUCGUCGUUGCCGGCCUCACUUGCCAGGGUCUUGGUCUGUCCGUCGCCGUCCUCAUGUACGCACACAUGGUCGGCCGCCUCAUGUCCGCAGGCCUUCCCCACCGUGAGCAUCGCCCUGGUCUGUUCAUGAACGUCGGUCCCCCGGCCUUCACUGCCCUCGCUCUCAUCGGCAUGGCCAACGGACUGCCCAACAACCUCGACCCCGACCGCGAUGGAAUCAUCAUCGACGCUGGCAUCAUCAGGACCAUUGCUCUCAUGAGCGCCAUCUUCUUGUGGGCCUUGGCUGCCUGGUGGUUCGGUAUCGCUACCAUCGCCGUCAUCUCAUCGCCGCCUGUUUACUUCCACUUGGGUUGGUGGGCCAUGGUCUUCCCCAACACAGGUUUCACUCUCGCCACCAUCACCAUCGCGAACCAGCUCGGUAACGAGGCCGUGAAAUGGUUCGCAACAGGAAUGAGUGUCUGUCUACUAGGAGCUUACUGCUUCGUUCUGUACCACCACAUCAGGGCCGUCGUUAUCCAAGACAUCAUGUACACCAUGAGAGACGAGGACUACAACGACCACUGA
Messenger RNA from Colletotrichum scovillei, 1804 nucleotides. Its product is annotated as C4-dicarboxylate transporter/malic acid transporter. The record is from RefSeq and is a predicted model, not a curated record. Lineage: Eukaryota; Fungi; Ascomycota; Sordariomycetes; Glomerellales; Glomerellaceae. Gene Ontology annotation, cellular component: membrane. Gene Ontology annotation, molecular function: malate transmembrane transporter activity. The transcript has a single exon. Gene Ontology annotation, biological process: malate transmembrane transport. Bases 416 to 1804 code for a protein of 462 amino acids.